AGUAUUGGAAAUGUCAGUGAUUCAUAAGACAUUCUGUGGUGUCAUGCGAAGAAUGUGACUGUUGAUGCUAUCAUAUUGCCGGACGGACGAGAUGUCAGUUCUACAGCGGAAAUCUACGAGCUGUAGAUGUUAUGUAGAAGCUGUGCUUUCAGUUCUUCACUUCUGGGAGAUUCAGCUUUUCAAAAUAGCACCCACUUAAUGCUCAAAUGGAUCCGCUUUGCGUUACGAAAGUGGAUAUUUGGCAGCACAAGUUUUUUGGGAAAGAAUGGAAAUCAUAUCUAGCAGCAGUAUUUGCCGAAAGCGAGUUUGGCAGAGCCAGGGUUGAACUUUUCAGUUCCCCGAAGAAAAUGAAGGCUUUAACACCGAACAAGACUAUUUUGCUAGAUCAGUGCGUGGCUCUAAAAUCGCUUAGAAACGGAGAAGAACAUCCCAAUAUUCGUCUCCAGAUGAAAGACGAUUCAGAAAUCCGCGUCAGAUGUGAGCAACAUUCUCAAUUGAUGAACUGCCUGAGCACAGCUGCUUUUCCUAAAAAGUAUGUAACUAUUGCACCAAGCACCUCUAUGGAAUCUUCUUCAUCUGAAAAUGAUGACACACAAUUUUACGAUGAAUAUCCUGUACUGCUUGUACCUUCGACUUUGACUGCAAAGCGAAAUCUGGCUGAAGGCAACUACUCACUUCGGUUUUCCAAAGAAGAUCUCUCGUUAAUUCAUGGAAAUGCUCAAAUUCAACACUUCCCAUAUAACGAUAUAUCAUGGGUUGCUGCAGGAGAAAAUUCGUUGGGAUUAGCUAUCGAAAACUGUGGUGUUUACGAAUUUAUCUGUGAUCAACCUCUCUUAAUAAUAGACCACAUGAGAAACUAUAUAAGAUUCAAGAAUUCGUUUCCUGCUGUGAGACUAAGCACAAAAAGGAAGUAUAAUCGUUUCUAUCACCAGGCUCGCGAAUUCGCCACCAGUGGAUCGGAUCUGAGCCAUGCUUCAACAAUCGAAAGCCAUGGAUCAUCAAAAGCGAGCGUUAUGCACAGUGAACAUCAUCUUCCUCCAGUCAUUGAAGAACUUGAAAAGACGCAUGUUAAAGAAGAAAACGUUGCGCAAAAACCUCCUAGAGGAAAGUCGAAAGAAGGAGUUCUGUCUGGUCUAUUCCGAAUUAACUCGAAGAAAAAGCCGGUCAAAGGAGCUCGUACAGAUUUUGAAGAAAAUGCUGAUAGCGAAUGGCUGAGGCUACCGGUACCUCCAAAAGCUUUGAAUGGAGUCGAGCAAAAUGGACAACGAAUAGAUGAUUUGUCUGAAGAUGAUCAUCGAAUUUUUGGAGCUAAAGCACAUUUUGGAAGCGCUGAGGCCGUGCAGAAGCAGCAAGAGUUCUCCUCUAGGCACCGACGAAUUAGUUCAGCUGGUGUAGGAAGAUAAAGAUGAAGAAUUUCAAGCAAAGAUUUACUAUCCAUGCUUAUAUAAUAAAAGAUUCUAUCAUAUCACUGCUUAUUGACUGAUUGACAUACUGCUAUAGCUUUUACUGAAUAUCCUACCCCUAUUGCUCAAAAAAGAUGAAGUAUGAAAAGC
This is a messenger RNA of Cylicocyclus nassatus, 1553 nucleotides long. NCBI's taxonomy places the organism in Eukaryota, Metazoa, Nematoda, Chromadorea, Rhabditida, Strongylidae. The record is from the annotation of a GenBank genome assembly.